Messenger RNA from Leptosia nina, 528 nucleotides. NCBI's taxonomy places the organism in Eukaryota, Metazoa, Arthropoda, Insecta, Lepidoptera, Pieridae. The record is from the annotation of a GenBank genome assembly.
AUGAAAGUAUAUGAAGACAAGCUAAUGAAGAUAUCUGACAAUUUGCUGAUGGGGGUGAACGGUGACACGGGAGACAUAGCACAGUUCAGCCAGUUCAUAUCCAAGAACCUCAAGCUAUAUUCCGUGAGAAACGGAUAUCAACUCGACACAAAAGCAGCUGUGCAUUUUACAAGGACCAAUAUGGCUGACAUUUUGCGAAAAGGGAAUCCAUACGUAUUGAACUUACUUCUAGCUGGUUAUGACGAAAAAGAAGGUGGACAACUGUACACAAUGGAUUUUCUUGCUUCUUGUGUGAGGUUACCUUUUGCUGCUCAUGGCUUUGGUGGUCUUAUGAGUGUGAGCAUUCUGAAUCAUUACUAUAAGCCAAAUCUGACUGAGGUGGAAGCCUAUGAGAUAAUCAAGCUUUGCGUUAAGGAAAUACAUCGACGGUUGUUCAUGAAUCUACCCAAUUUUGGAGUGAAAACUGUCUCCAAAGAUGGUGUCAAAACGUUACCCACAAUCAGCCAAGCUUCCUUUGUGGGAAAGUAA